Vigna unguiculata (cowpea) is the source of this 507-nucleotide messenger RNA. RefSeq lists its product as uncharacterized. The record is from RefSeq and is a predicted model, not a curated record. Lineage: Eukaryota; Viridiplantae; Streptophyta; Magnoliopsida; Fabales; Fabaceae.
AUGGCGCCAUAUGAGGCUCUUUAUGGUAGGAAGUUUAGGACCAUUCAAUGUUGGUAUCAGGAUGGAGAAGCAAUGCUUGUCGGACCUGAGUUGUUGGAACAAACUACUAAGAAAGUGAGGAUGGUUGCUGGUGCUUAUAUGGUUAUGCAGUACGAAUUACCCUGUGUUGGUGUGGUUUUGUGGGUUGAUUUCACGAGGAUUGGACCAGUGGCUUAUGAGAUAGCUUUGCCCCCUCAGUUGGCAAAUCUUUAUCCGGUGUUCCACGUGUCACAGUUGAGGAAGUAUGUCUUUGAUCCCUCUCAUGUGUUAGAAGCCGAGGAUGUGCAGAUCAGGGAAGAUCUUACCAUAGAAGUACCGCCAGUGGCUUUAGAGGAUAGCAAAGUUGAGGAGCGCCGAAGAAAAUUCAUCUGUCUAGUCAAAGUCAUCUGGGAUCGGAGGACAAGUGACUCUACGUGGGAGUUAGAGGAGGAUAUGAGGAAAUCACACUCGCAUCUCUUCACCUGGUAA